This is a messenger RNA of Prorocentrum cordatum, 1148 nucleotides long. NCBI's taxonomy places the organism in Eukaryota, Dinophyceae, Prorocentrales, Prorocentraceae. The record is from the annotation of a GenBank genome assembly.
AUUCGCGCCACCUGAGGCCCCUCGUGUCUUCCGGGCUCCAGCCGACGGAGCCCCAUCCUUGAUCCGCCGAUUGUCCUCGGGACCACUGGGCUCUGGACUGGCCUGGACUGCCUGCUGGACCCCGGCAUGGAGUACCCGUGGGGCCCGCUGCGCGUCGCGCUGCCCACGGCACUCCUCGUGGCGUCCGGCGCCGGGGUGCUCGCCGCGACCAGGCUGCGCCGGCGGCCCUGCGAGCUGGCCGACGUCCUCGGGGGCGCGGGGCAGGGGCGGCCGCGGCGCGUCUGCGCCGUCUUCGUCGGCGACAGCCUGACGCAGGGGUCCCUCUCCGCCAACUGGCUGGAGGUGCUGGCCGAGCGGCACCCCGGGCAGGGCGAGUUCGUGAACUGCGGGCUGAACAUGCGGCCCUCCGGCGACAUGCUGGACGGCCCGGGGCUGGACCUGCUGGAGGGGGCGGCCGCGGCUGCACCGGAGCGCGGGGUGGUCGUGAUGCUGGGCACCAACGAUCUGAUACGGUUUGACCUGCUGUCGUGGCCGCUGAGGCCUACUGCCGCAUCCUUCGUCCUCGAGUACGCGCUCCGUGUCCGGGAGAUCGCAACCAGGUUGCAGGCUCUCUCGGAGGAGGACCAAUUGAAACCACGCAUCGCCCCCCGUGCUGGGCGAGGACCCCGCCUCGGAGGUCGGGCGCUUCGGGCGCGCGAUGGCCGCUGCCGUGCGGCGCGUGGCCCGCUCGGUGCCCGGAUGCCGCUACGCGCCCCUGUAGCGGAGGCCACCGAGGCUGCCCUCGUCAGGGCGAAGCGGGCGCCGCGGCGCCGCUGGCGCGCCGCCGCGCGCGUACGGCGCGGCGGAGUCGCUCCUGCUCCAGGUGCUUCUGCCUUGGCGGCUCUACGCCGCCAGGACGCCGAUGGCUUCGGUGCAGGAUGCAGAGGGCCUGCUCCACCACGGCGCUGACCGUGGACCUGGUGCACUACGGCCCGGAGUUCGGGGAGCUGGCGGCGGAGCUGGUGGCCGAGGAGUUGGGGCUCGGGUGAGCCGCGAGGGCCCCCGCCGCCACGGGCACCCAGCGAGCCCCCCCUCGCCCGUGAAAGGGCCUUGUGCACGGCAGAGCCUUUGAAGAGGCGAGCUCCUGACCCGCCAACCCUGAAUACCGC